Messenger RNA from Salvia miltiorrhiza (redroot sage), 3318 nucleotides. Its product is annotated as RNA-binding motif protein 25. The coding region runs from base 690 to 3149 and encodes 819 amino acids. The record is from RefSeq and is a predicted model, not a curated record. The transcript is spliced from 8 exons. Gene Ontology annotation, biological process: mRNA processing. Gene Ontology annotation, molecular function: RNA binding. NCBI's taxonomy places the organism in Eukaryota, Viridiplantae, Streptophyta, Magnoliopsida, Lamiales, Lamiaceae.
CUAUUUCCGAUGAAAUCUGCCUCUGAAUGUAUGCGGUGUGUGUGUGUCGUAAUUCCGCAUAGGGAUGCACUUCUUAUGGCUUUAAUGCUUUAACGACAUGGAAGCUCUGCCAUCAUAAUUGAUUACGAAAUUGGUCUAUUAGCUGAAUCAUCUAUCAUGAUCAUUAUAAAGUACGAAGCUUUAUCAAAAUUGCUCCCUAAUUGACAUGAUUUUAUGGGCCAAUAUAUGUGCUGCAAUGCCUUAUGCAUCCUAGGUUGUAUUUUAUAAUAACAGAAAGAGCUUACGAGGCAUAAGGGAUAGGGAGGGGUACAUGUUAGUCAGAUUAGGGGUAUCGAUGACUGGAUGUUUUCUCUACAGUGUCCCAUGAUUGAUUACGGUGGGAAAGGUUGGAAGGCUUCAUUAGAGACUGAGUAUGCCUCACACUUCAACUCCUUUUUGUUGACUAUGCUAACAGUUGAGUGCAGCUAUGCCUCUCAUUCAAGGUAUCACAAUCUUCCUAACCAUACUAUGUGAUUUUUUUACAUUAAUUAAGAUUGUAAACCAUUAAAUACUAGUUUUAUGUCUGAAAUGUGUUGGUUUGAGUGAGAAUUUGGUUUGGUCAUCUAACUUCUCAAAUUAAACCUUCACCUAAGGCGCCUCAUAUUGGAUAGUUUUGUCAUGCCUUCUGUUUGCAAGUCAAUGCUUAAGGUAUGCCCUGUUCACGCAUUUCCUGUUUCACGAAUCCCAAUGUUAUUUUCUUGAUGUUCCUUCAGGUUAUAUGUUCAGCUGGUGAGUGUUGUCAUGCCUGUGCUGCAAUCUCUUAUUGCUUUGAUAUUUUUGGGGUACCUCGAUAUCCUUCUCCUUAUGCACCAAUGCUUCGGCCAGCAUUUCCUCCGCAACCGUUGGUUGGUGUUAUGCCACCAUUGGCACGCCCUCCUGUUAUCGGAAUUCGUGGUCCAAUUGUUCCUCCCAUUGUUAGACCCAUUACCCCAAGUGUCACAUCAGCUGAGGAGCCACAGACAACUGUUUAUGUUGGGAAGAUAUCAUCAACUGUGGAUAAUGAUUACAUGCUGUCUCUCCUCCAGCUUUGUGGGCCUGUAAAGAAUUGGAAACGUCCACAAGACCCCACUGGAACUUUAAGAGGUUUUGGAUUUUGUGAAUUUGAGUCUGCUGAAGGAGUUCUUCGUGCAUUGCGACUACUUAAUAAGCUAAGAGUUGAUGGACAAGAGUUGAUGUUAAAUGUUAAUCAAACAACUUGGAAAUAUCUUGAGCGUUAUGUAGAGAAAAAGAUCGAAGGUUCAAGGGCCAAGGAAUCUGCAACUGACGGUUCUGACAAAGAGGAAGCAAGAGAGUCGAGCUCGGAUACUGGCAAAGCUGUUAAAUUAACUGAAGAGUCUCUAAAGCCUUCAUCAGAUGAACAGAAAAAGGAUGACAGUGAGAUGAAUAAGGAAAAACCUGAGGCUGCCAGUUUUGGCCUUGUAACUGAUGAAGACAAGGAUGCAGACCGUGAUGUUUCUGAGAAGCUCACAGGUAUGAUAGAGGAACGACUGAAGAACAAACCACUUCCUCCUCCACCCCCACCUCCACAGCCACAAACACUUAUUGAUGGACCUGGAAACUCAAACUCAGAGCAGCCUUCUGGGUCAAAGGAUAGAGAAUCAGAAGAUGGGGUGAAGAACGAUGCAGAAGACAAAAAUGAGGACGAGAAGACUGCUGAGAGCAAACCCUCUAGUGAGCCUGAUAGAGCUGAAACAGGGUCUCCUGAUAGGAGUAGAAGGCAUGACAGGAGCAGGGAUCGUGACCGUGACCCAAGACGAGAAAGGGAAAGGGAACUUGAAAGAUACGAGAGAGAGCGGGAGCUAGAACGAGCUAAGAGGGAGAAGGAGAGAGAAUAUAGAAGUCGAGAAGAUGAACGGAGGUAUAAAGUGCGUGAAAAAGAGUGGGAAUCCAGGGAAAGAGAUAAGGAGCAUUGGCGGAAGAAAGAGCGAGAUAGGGAGAAAGAUAGGGCUCAUGAUAGGAAGUGGGAAGUUGUGGACCAAGAACGUGAUGGUGAUGAUGGGUAUGGAAAGAAGAGGAAAUACAAGAUCAGUGAUGAAGAGAGGAAAAGAAGACAGAGGGAGAAGGAAGAGGACCUGGCUGACAGAGUGAGAGAGGAGGAAGAAAUCGCAGAAGCUAAAAUGAGAGCCGAAGAAGAACAGAAGAAACAGCUUGAGGUUCUGAAAUCUGAAACUGUUCCAGCACCAGCUAAUGGUUUUGAGAAAGCUAUUUUGCCAAAUGAAACCAGUGCUGAAAACCAGGGUAAGGCUGAAUUUGAGCUCAAACCAAGUCCUGGGGCUUAUGAAGUUACAGGCGAAGGGAUUCUGCAGAAUGGCACCAGUGAUUCAUCUAAUUCUGCUUCAGAUGCUCGGCAAAAUAGCAAUGUGCCAACUAAAAAGUUGGGCUUCGGGCUUUCAGGGUCGGGAAAGCGAGCUGCUGUACCUUCUGUUUUUAACGAGGAUGAGGAUGAGGAUGCACACAAGGAAAAGAAGAUGAGACCUCUAGUUCCAAUUGAUUACUCAACUGAGGAACAAGAAGCUAUUCAAUCUUCCAUGUCUGAAGCCCCAUCAGCCAACAUGGCUGCCGCAGCAGAAUUUGUGAAGCGAAUUUCAACUGUUAAUCCUAAAGAACUUGAUGUAGAAAAAGAAAAAAGUAGACGUUCUCAUGAGAGAUCUGGCCAUCGUGACCGUGAUAGACAUGAGGAAGAGACCAAUAGCAUCCGUGAGGAGAGCAGAAGAGAUCAUUUUGAAAGAGAAAGAUCAAAUAAAACAAAGACCCCAGAAAACCAGAAGCUUUUGGAUGCUAAGCAGUUGAUUGACACUAUACCAAAGACCAAAGAUGAGUUGUUUUCCUAUGAGAUCAAUUGGGCGAUCUAUGAUCAGAAUGUGCUGCAUGAGAGAAUGAGACCAUGGGUAUCAAAGAAGAUAACAGACUUUUUGGGUGAGGAAGAGGUCACGCUUGUGGACUAUAUCGUGUCUAGCACUCAGGAGCAUGUCGAGGCAGGUGAGAUGCUUGAGAGGCUCCAAACUAUAUUGGAUGAUGAAGCUGAAAUGUUUGUGCUUAAGAUGUGGAGAAUGCUUAUUUUUGAGAUCAAGAAGGUAGAGACUGGCCUGGCUCCGAAGCCCAGGGCCUGAGCGGAAAACGAAUAAAAAUGUUGGUUUAAUCAGCGUAUAUUAAUCAUUGCACCACAUGUCCCUUUUGUCCUUGUCUUAGAGAUGGAAUAAUUUGCAACAGUCAUAAUUUUGUAAUUUUCAGUGUAUUACCUCAGGUGCAGUUUCUUAAUUGACGUGCAGAAUUAUAUUA